Molecule: messenger RNA, 12283 nt
Organism: Pecten maximus
Lineage: Eukaryota; Metazoa; Mollusca; Bivalvia; Pectinida; Pectinidae
Product: membrane-associated guanylate kinase, WW and PDZ domain-containing protein 2-like
Exons: 26
Coding region: 314-4843 (1509 amino acids)
Biological process (GO): signal transduction
Cellular component (GO): cytoplasm
Molecular function (GO): protein binding
Source: RefSeq, a predicted model, not a curated record
UGUAGUACAACUGUUUUAAAGUAUAUUGUAAGGCGGAAGACUUACGUUGAUCAUCAAUUACUGUCCCAAUGUAGUGCUCAAUUACACGAUGGAGGUUUAAACAGUGAGGAUAAUGUUUUGUUUAAGCAGUGGCAUGGGUAUUCAUCGGUAAAUAUCGGUAGGUUUGAAAAUCCUACCUCGGAUAGGUGGGUGACUUUCCAAUGGGCUAUGACGGGUGUCCUCUGCAUUUUGUCGCCAGUGAUUUGUGUGUGAAGUUUUGAAACUUUCAAGCAAAUGCAUUUUCUGUGGAGUGUUCCUACAUACUUGAAACGUCAUGUCGCGGCCUAAUGCAAAACAUGACCAGCCACCUCCAGUGGCUCCUAAAACUCGAAAGGAGUCGAAACACUGGAGCCAGCGGAUACAAGAAACGGUUGUGUCCGCUGUCCCGGAGGAGGGACUGGGUGUAACAAUCACGGGCGGGGCGGAUAACGGGCAAUUCUGCUGUAUAAGUGACAUAUCACACGAUCAACUGACUUAUCAUAGUGGUAGAUUACACGUGGAUGAGAUUUUACUGGAAAUACAAGGACAAAAAAUAGCAGGAUAUACAUUGAGAGAUGCAACCAUCUGGCUCAAGCAAGUUAGUCAAAAUGGGGCACCUGUUAUGAUCAAAACUGUCAAAAUUGGUAUGUUACCGAGAGACCUGAGACAAUUCUUGACAACAAGGUUUCAGAAAGGUUCAGUUGAUCACGACCUACAGCAAACUAUUCGAGACAAUUUGUAUCUGCGUACCGUCCCAUGUACUACACGUUCUCCUAAACCAGGAGAAGUUAACGGGGUUGACUAUACCUUCCUCUCCUUAGAAGAGUUCCAUGAACUGGAGCGUAAUGGCAGUCUCCUAGAAAGCGGUAUUUAUUAUGGAAACAACUAUGGUACACCUAAACCCCCUAAAGAUCCCACUGGACCCAUACGGAGGUCAGGCUCCACAGGAAAUUCUGGUCCUGGACAAUUCCCCUCUUCUGAUGGGAAACGGAAACGAAAUAGAAGUAAUACAGAUAAUGGGUCUUCAAAAUCAUCACCAGUUCCCUUCAAUGAAGAACCUCCGGGACCAACCCAUCGGAAAAAGUCCCUGGAGAAGGCACACAGUUCUGGAGACCUUGGACCCUUGCCUCCUAACUGGGAAAUGGCUUAUACAGAAGAAGGACACCCAUAUUUUAUAGACCAUGAGACGGAGAACACACAUUGGUUAGACCCCCGAUUAGCCCAUCUACAGAAACAGUCGGCCAAGGAAUGUUCAGAUAAUGGCCAGUCGACCGACUCAGAAGAAUUGCCCUUUGGUUGGGAGAAAGUUGAGGAUCCACAUUUUGGAACAUACUUUAUUGACCAUGUGAACAGACGAACACAGUAUGAGAACCCAGUGGCUGCCGCCAAGAAACAGCAAGGAAAUGAUCUAAAUAGCACUCUACCUCGCACAAAGAAAAGUCAGGAUCAAGCAAAGAGGUCCGCCAGUGAUACCAAUAUGAGCAGCCGAGGAGCGCCACCUGAGUACAGCAGCCACCACCCUGGAGCUGGGCGCCGGAGGAGAGAACGGAGAUUCACCAAGAUUCCUACUGACCUGAAGGGUGAGUUGAAAAAGACAACGCUGGUGAAAAGUAUACGAGGAUUAGGGUUUACAAUCAUCGGGGGAGACCGUGCUGACGAAGAGUUCCUACAGAUAAAGAAGGUGGUUGAGAACGGUCCCGCCCAUCAAGAUGGAGUGCUCAAAACAGGUGAUGUUCUUGUCUACGUAGAUGGUAACAAUGUGUUAGGAUAUACUCAUCAAGAUAUAGUCAACCAGUUCCAAACCAUUCCUCCUCAUCAGACGGUGAAUUUGGAGAUCUGUCGUGGUUACUCGUUGCCCUUCGAUCCAGAGGAUCCUAAUACAGAGAUUAUUGUGACAGUUGCUGUGACGCUACCCCAAGGGGACACGCCCACAAGCUGUGCACCACCCUCAUAUUCUUCAGCUAAUGACUUUGAUUAUUUAUUAAAUACCUCAGCGAAAAGUUUAAAAUCACUGCCUGACCUCACACGGUCAACAAAUAACAAUUCAUCAGAUGCUCUGUCACAUGGAAAUAGUGGUAAUCUAAAUAGUGAUAUUACACCGGAUGUGCUGACGUUGUUUAAUUCUCGACCAGUAAUAUUAUCAAUGAAUAUUGUGCGGGGGGAAAUGGGGUUUGGUUUUACGAUUGCUGAUAGUCAUUUUGGACAAAAAGUAAAACAGAUUCUGGACAAGCCUCGGUGUAAGACGUUACAGGAAGGUGAUAUUCUACAGGAAAUUAAUGGUGUUAAUGUUAAAGACAUGUCACACAGUGAAAUUGUGGGUGUUCUCAAGGAGUGUCCACAAGGUCAGGAAACGAAAAUCAUUGUCCAAAGGGGAGGACUACCAAUGAAAAGUAAAAAACCUAUGAAACCGUCACAUUCACCAGAGGAUGGUUCCAGUCUCACCAACUCUCAACCGGGGGCUUACUUCUUUGAGAAUGGAGGGGACCCAAGUAUGUCAGGUAAGAAUCACAAAAAUAUGGCCGGCGGGGAUGAAACUCGUAUAGAUAAAGAAAACAGAGAUGAAGUGGAUUCCUCAACACGUCCAAAAACGCCAACACAUUAUGAUGGACGACCAAAAACUCCUUCAUCCAACGAUAACCGACCAAAAACACCCACAAGGACAAUGGUAUCUAACAUUGAUAAUCGAAAUAAACCUAAUGUGGAUAAUCGUCAUCCAUUAUCAGAAAUGCAAAAUCGUGUUCAAUCAAAUGAUGAUAAUUCACGUGACUUUGGAAGUCAAGGUGUGGAACUCAAUCAGUCUAGGUCAUCGUCAGAGUUUUAUAGUAAUUCCGGGAGUUAUGACUUCAAUUCACGCCCCCCACCUGGACCAAGGUAUGACCAAAUGCGAAAUGAACAUCAGCGACCACACAGCCGUCAAGAAGGCUCGAGACAAAAUCACACUAUGCACAACAAUAGCUAUAACCACCAGGACAGGGACCGGACGGAUAGUCGGUUUGACCGUGGGGAUCAUGCCAAACCCGGCAUGUUACGUAGUCGGACUCCUGGCCCCGAGAUGUUCAAUAGUAGACAGGGGUCGGACUACAGAGGAGAUUCAAAUAGACCAAAGACUCCUACUGCCCAGGAUAUGAGGAGUAAAACCCCUGUCCCGGGGAUGACGUAUGGGGGUAAUCUUGACUUUUUAAUGCAUGGGUCACGUAAUCACAACUCAAUGGGGAUGAAUGGGACAUCUAGACAGGGGGGUUACUCUGGUUACCAGAGGCCACAGUGGGGCCACCACAAUUCUGUCGAUUAUCCUGGUUCUCCCCCAGUGCAACGGAGGGGUGAUGGUCUGCACGACACUUUUGACAAUCGGCCAUUUGGAAAUGGCAUGAACAAUUUCUCUGCAGCAAUGGGUGCUGGACGCCCACCACGGCAGAGUACCUCUUUUGAGGAGGUUGAACCCUCCCCUAGUAACCUCAUGAGGGUGCCAAGGAAAUUUUUACAGUCUAGUUCCUCCUUCAAUAGCCAAGCAUCUCUCAAUCAAUCACCACGGAUACCGCCAAGGUUUCCUAGUGAUGACAGUGGAUACAUGGUUUCCACUGUGACACUACAACGCCAGGAAACAGGAUUUGGUUUUAGAAUCAUUGGUGGAACAGAAGAAGGGUCUCAGGUGUCUGUCGGACACAUAGUGCCAGGUGGAUCAGCCGAUGUGGAUGGAAGGAUACGCACUGGUGAUGAAAUCACCCAUGUGGACAAUUUCUGUGUUGUGAACUGCUCCCAUCACCAGGUAGUGCAACUUAUGAGUCGAGCGGGUAUUGGUGGACGUGUUUCUCUGAGUAUACGGAGACAAAUGACUCCCCACAGUGGCGAUCACCAUGGUCAUGUGGCAGACAGCUACCCAUAUGAGGUGACAGUUACUCGACGACAAACAGAAGGGUUUGGUUUUGUUAUCAUUUCAUCUGUAACCAAAUCGGGGUCCACCAUAGGUGAGUUCAUCGACACAGGGGUAGUUAAAGACUGGUUAGAUAGAAAAAAUCAAUACCCAUGGAUUGGUCGUAUAUUAGAGAACAGUCCAGCAGAGCGAUGUGGUCAGUUACAUGUAGGAGAUCGUAUCCUGGCAGUCAACAAUGUGGAUAUCUCGCAUAUGCACCAUGAAGACAUUGUCAAUAUCAUUAAGGAGGCAGGCCUGGCAGUCACACUCACCGUGGGGUCACCACAAGAUGAUGCCUCCAGCACAGCAUCAACGUCACAAAGAAGUUCACAGGGUUCUAUGGUUAAUGCAAUGGCCUUUCCUGCUGUUGGUGAAAAUGAAUUAAGAAGAAAUCCUCCCCCAGCUGAGAGGUUAAAAGACCUGGCAAGACAACGUAGCUUCCCUAACCAACAUAGUCCAGAAGAUGAGGAACUCUAUACAGUGGAGCUCCCACGGGGGUCACGAGGAUUUGGGUUCUCAAUCCGAGGGGGACGGGAGUUCAACAGUAUGCCGUUAUUUGUAUUACGGAUAGCAGAAGGGGGUUCUGCUGAUCUUGAUGGACGAUUAAGGGUUGGAGAUCAAAUCCUGGAGAUCAAUAACUGUAGAACAGAUAGUAUGAACCAUUCUGAAGCCAUAGAUAUCAUCCAAAAUGGAGGUCCUACAGUCCGAUUGUUUGUGAAGAGGACGGGCAAACUGCCACCAAGCUUUGAACCCAAUAAUCCAAUGAGUGGAAGGUACACAAAUCAGGGAGUCCCUAUGGCCAAUGGUCCAAUAGGCCAAAGUUCACCGUACCUUGGGAGGAGGAAUUUGGAUCUACGUGAUGAACAGAUGUUUUACAACAAUUAUCAAGGAGGAAAGCAAUACCAAAAUUACUGAGGAUACAGAGUCAGGAAAACUAGGCUCUGUCGUACACCAUCACAGGUGUAAAAUUACUGAGGAUACAGACAGAGAAACUAGGCUCUGUCGUACACCAUCACAGGUGUAAAAUUACUGAGGAUACAGAGUCACUAGGCUCUGUCGUACACCAUCACAGGUGUAAAAUUACUGGGGAUACAGAGUCAGGAAAACUAGGCUCUGUCGUACACCAUCACAGGUGUAAAAUUACUGGGGAUACAGAGUCACUAGGCUCUGUCGUACACCAUCACAGGUGUAAUACUGCUGAUGGUUGGCUGAUAAUUCUCCCUGUCAAGGCUGUCUGUUGUUUACUGGAUACUCGGCCGUGAGUAACUACAUUGAGUUGUAGGAAUGGUGUUUACUGGAUACUCGGCCGUGAGUAACUACAUUGAGUUGUAGGAAAGGAAACAGGACUGUCUACGACAAGUUGAGUGGCACAAACAGCCCAUUUGUGCUAGGAAGUAGAAGGCCAUGUAUGCUGGUGAAGUAAGGAUCUUCCUGGGAAUUUUCGGGAAGUAACUAUGAAAGAAAACAGAAGGAUACAGAAAGUUGCAAAGAGAUAGAGAAAAGUCACAAAGAUCCUUUUGUUGUUGAAUAUAUAAAUAGGGAAUGUCCUCAUGUUAGAUUUAGUUAAAUAACCUGAUCCAAGGGAGAUAAAGCAGAUUUUUUAAAACGAAAUCAGGAAAAGAACAAGGAUUGUGAAGAUAAGAUACCUGUACAAGGUAAUUGUACUGUUUAUCUAGAAUAUGUCGUACAGGUAUUGUCUAGACACCUGUUGAGACAGAUGUAAAAUUCUAUGUAAGUAUUGACGGAAUAUCUAACUUUUGUAGUGUUUAAGAGCUGUCACAUGUAGACAUUUGUAACUAGACAAAAGGUUCUAUAGCUGGACAGAGGUCUAUAACUGGACAGAGGUCUAUAGCUGGACAGAGGUCUAUAACGAGUUCCGAUAUAAUCUACCUGGGUAGUCGUGAGAACCCUGUAUACUGAAAAUAGUUUGAUGAUCACAUAUAUAUUUUAAAGUUUAUUCAAAUGUUUCCUUAUUCUGUUUUUUCAGAAUUUGUAGGAAGUUUUCUAUCUAUCACAGUAAAAUGCCUAAGUUGUACGUGUGGGAUUAAAUAAAGUAAGACCGACACUCAAGCUGUUGGUUAUAAACCUUGUCAGGACAUUGUAAGGUCACAGGAAAAACUACUUGGUUAUUUUAAGGGUUUUGUUGAUCUUUGUAUUGAUGCUCAAUGUUUCCAAGGUUUUGGUAAAUGGUGAGGGUGACACAUUUAAAAAUCUUUCUGUUUUAGGUACUCGAACAGAACUAUUAGUUUAUUAAAUCAUAUUAACUGGCAGCUUAGUUUAACAAUAUGAGAAGAACAGGUUAAUUGAAUAAAUCAUAUAUUGGUUAGUGAUAGGUGUUCUAUAUACUCCUCAACAUAUCACAUCUGUAGAAUAUCUUACAUGAUAUAUUUAUAUAUAUUCAGUUUAUUUUGUUAAGGUUGUAGAUUGUUCCAAUCAAUUUGUAUCAUCUUAUUUAAUCACUAGAAUGAUGAGGAUAAUUCAGGGUGUUUGAUGGAGUGUGUCUGCUAUAUAGCGACGGUCGCGUGUGUCUGCUAUAUAACGACGGUCGCGUGUGUCUGCUAUAUAGCGACGGUCGCGUGUGUCUGCUAUAUAGCGACGGCCGCGUGUGUCUGCUAUAUAGCGACGGCCGCGUGUGUCUGCUAUAUAGCGACGGCCGCGUGUGUCUGCUAUAUAGUGACGACCGAGUGUGUCUGCUAUAUAGCGACGGUCGCGUGUGUCUGCUAUAUAGCGACGGCCGCGUGUGUCUGCUAUAUAGCGACGGCCGCGUGUCUGCUAUAUAGCGACGGCCGCGUGUGUCUGCUAUAUAGCGACAACAGAGUGUCUGCUAUAUAGCGACGACUGCGUGUGUCUGCUUUAUAGGGACGACCGCGUGUGUCUGCUAUAUAGUGAUAACAGAGUGUGUCUGCUAUAUAGCAAUGAUGGAGUGUGUCUGCUAUAUAGUGACGGCAGUGUAUAUCUGCUAUACAGUGAAGAUGACAUGUUUCUGCUAUAUAGUGAAGACGGAGUGUGUCUGCUAUAAAGAGACAGAGUUUGAUUUAUAGUGUUGCUAGUUUUUUACCGACGACAGAAUAUCUGCUGUAUAGCGACAACGAAGUAUCUUCCUUGUUGUUUUCGAUAGAUAUACAGUAAUAUUACAUUUAAUUAUCAGCAAGGUUUCGUUCACAGUUAUAUCUAUUUAGACAUAAACAGGUGUUGAUGGGUAUUUCUGGAGUUUUGAUAAUGAAUACCCAGUAAGUUUUACAGACACCUAAUGCCUCUUCAAACUAUGGAUAACUUCAUUAAAAUAACCUGUGACAAAGUGAGCUUCAGACUAAAGUGACAUUCAUGCAAAAAUUGAAAUAGUUAUUGUAUUUCUGUGAAGGCAUUCAGAGCUCAGUUGUGAGAAUUGUGAUAAGGAAGGAGAGUUUAAAUGUCUAUGUGAUAGAAGCUUGUUUCUCUAUGCAUUUGUAGUAUACAAACAUAUCAGUAAUUUUACAAAUUGACCGUCAGAUGUCCAGUAGAAACAUGUUUAAUGAGUCUGGGUGAUGUUACUAUCCAUGGUGUCUGGAAUAAGGAAUGAGCUUGUUAUGUCACAGAGGGAUUUAUAUUUUCACUGAUAUCAAGGACAAUGUUUAAAAUUUAUGUUCUUUUGAAUUUUUAUCUUAAUAGCAGAUUUACAAAGCUGACCAAAAUAGGUUAAGCUGACCAAAAUAGGUUAAAGGUCAAACAGUAAUCAUUGUUUAAAAAGCUCUAGAUAAAAAUUUCUGUUUUACCUUUCAUUAUAAAGCAUUGACCAAAAAAUUAUAUAAUGUAUAGGAUCUAAGGUAUUUCUUCUUAAUAACAAUUAGUUAAUAUAACUAUACAAUGUAAGUUGAAAAAAUGUUGAAGCUUUUUUCUUCCUUAAAUAUUACCGGAGAAUUCAAUUAUUGUAUUUGAAAAUUGGUAGGUAAUUAUUGUUGGUAAGAUGAUAAUGAGUUGGCAGAAAACAGUCGUCAAUAUCUCCUUAAUUAUAACUAUAACAGUGAAAACCAAACAAUGUAAGGCAAUUUUAAGAUUUAUAUAUUACAUUGGUAGUCGUUUCUGUGAAUAUCAUAGAUCCUAUGACUUUCAUAUUUUUGUACUUUAUAUUUAUUUUUCAUAGAAAACAUACAAUAUUAAUUAUAGGUGAUAUUUAAUGUCAUAAACAUAUUAAGAUCUAUGCAAAUAAAAAACUCAAAAUAAUGAAACUUUGGUAUGUCGAUAGAAAUUGGCUUCAAUCAAUCAAGCUCGUAAAUAAAAACUACAUAUUGUAGUUAAUAUAUUACUCAUAACUUACUAUCGGAUACAAAUUUGAAUAUUAGGUAUAAAUAUUAUUAUAGCAAAUUAACAGUAAACAUUAUAAGUUCAUUAAUACUUUGGUGUAACCUUGAUAACACACUUGGAGGCGGAGGUUCCACUUCCUGUAUGGGGUUUUCUCCAGGUACGGGGUUUUCUCCGGUUUCUGGGUUUUCUCUUGGUUGCAUCCCACAGUAAGAUGCCUUGGGUGCUUCCAUCCGGCCAACAAGCAUUAUUGAUAUAAGUUGAUAAACUUGUUUCGCAGUAGUUGUAAAAUUAAUAAUGUUUACAUUUGACAUCGAUACUUUAAUGUUUAUAUAUAUCCAGAUUAGUUCAGGUAUAUAUUGUCUGUAAGUUAUUUAAAAAAAAAAAGAGGAAAAAAUGUCAAAGCUUACAAGAAUGCUUAGAUUGGCUAUGAUCAAACAUAUCUUAACAAGACUGCUUGGACCUGGUAAUGAACAAAGAAUUGGAAAAACUAGAAGUCUUUCACAGAAUAUUUGAUAUUUUUGUCAUUGGUUGUACUGAAAUUGUGAUUUAUCUACAUGCAUUUGUAUUUGUGAAAUUUUUAGUUGAUUAUGCAGAGCCAGUAUUUAAUUUUUAAGUUAAAUUCUACAAUGUGUUUCAUCCAAUUGUUUUGAUAUUCCAAAGAAAAAGUUGGAAUAUUGUUACUCUUUCAUAUACAUGUAUCAUGGAAUUUUUUUACUGGAUAUUGACGAAGCAUUGGUUAUCACUGAACUGCAGUAUAUUUGGGUAGGCAGACACAGGAUUAUAUCUUGAUAAAUAUAUCUAAAGGCGUUUGAGGCAUUUGUGAUGAUUGCCUGAUGCUUUUGUCUGAAGUUAGAUAUCUGCUGAUCUUACACCGUCUAUAGAUAAAUUGUUAGGAGAUGGAUAACCCAUGUAGAAUAUCUCAAAACAAUAUCGACAAGUGUGGAGGAGAUUUAGCUUCUGUGGAUGAAACACAUCGUAGGAUGACUGUCUGUACUAAUGAGUGGGGUAUACAUGUAAUGUCUGUGAUCUUACAGUAUUUUGAAAUUAUCUUUACAUUGUAGUCCAAAUCACUCACUUUUUGGUCACUUUUAGGUAGUUGUUUCUCUGUGAGUGGAUUUUAGUCUGUUUAGUACAUGUAAUGCUAGAUGUUAUCUGGCCGAUAGUGAUUAGUGAUACAGUGUAAUGCUAGAUGUUAUCUGGCCAAUAGUGAUUAGUGAUACAGUGUAAUGCUAGAUGUUAUCUGGCUGAUAGUAAUUAGUGAUACAGUGCUAUCUCUGGUUUUGUUAUCCGGCCUAUAGUGAUUAGUGAUACAAUGUAAUGCUAGAUGUUAUCUGGCCAAUAGUGAUUAGUGAUACAGUGUAAUGCUAGAUGUUGUCUGGCCGAUAGUGAUUAGUGAUACAGUGUAAUGCUAGUUGUUAUCUGGCCGAUAGUGAUUAGUGAUACAGUGCUAUCGAAGGUUUUGUCUGGCUGAUAGUGAUUAGUGAUACGAUGCUAUCCCUGGUUUUGUUAUCCGGCCGAUAGUGAUUAGUGAUACAGUGUAAUGCUAGAUGUUAUCUGGCCGAUAGUGAGUAGUGAUACAGUACUGUCGCUGGUGUUAUCCGGCCGAUAGUGAUUAGUGAUACAGUGCUAUCGAAGGUUUUGUCUGGCCGAUAGUGAUUAGUGAUACAGUGCUAUCGAAGGUUUUGUCUGGCUGAUAGUGAUUAGUGAUACGAUGCUAUCGCUUGUUUUGGUAUCCGGCCGGUUGUGAUAUCGGUGAUACAGUGCUAUCGCUGGUUUUUGUGAUAAAAUCAUAUUCUUGCCAUGGUCCACCAUUGGAGUAGUGUUAGUGAAUGGUACUGGGUAGGGUCAGUGUAUAUAUCUGAUUUGUGUAGAAUUUAGGAGACAUUACAUACAGUGUAGUUAGGCUAGUAAUAACAAAGACAUUCAAUAUAGAGAUUACAUACAGUGUACUAGUUAGGCUAGUAAUAACAGACAUUCAAUAUAGAGAUUACAUACAGUGUAGAUAGGCUAGUCAUAACACAGACCAAACCAAAACCACUGGUAACUUAUUGUAUAAGUCAUUGUGUACAUAUCCUCUAGCACAAGGCUAGUGGUUUUCAUGCCAGGGUUAGCCGUUGUUUUCAAUAUUUACCAUGAAAAUAUAAGUGGUUGAAUUUUUCAAAAUCAGUUUGAUGGCUUGUACCUUCAAUAUGAAAUUAGAUGCUUCUCAUUUAAACUGAUAAUAGGUUUGUUCAGAGAAAUGUUUUUCAAACUUUUUCUUAUAAAAUAUUUUACAAAAUACUCAUUGCUUAUACUGUGCACAAAAUAAUAUUGAAAUUAUUUGAAUAACAUAACUUCAUAUUGGUAAAGAUAUAGCCUCAAAUAGAAGGGGCAUUCACUUCAAAGUUUUGAAACAUCAAACAUUAUCAAGUGGAGCAAAAUUUUCAUACGAUUAUUUUCAAAAUGCUGUAUAAAUACAUAGAGCAUGAUAUCAGGUAUGAGUGUAGUGUAUUUGUAUGAUAUCGGGUACGAGUGUAGUGUAUUUGUAUGAUAUCGGGUACGAGUGUAGUGUAUUUGUGUCUACAGAGUACUGGUCCGACUGUUUAAUAUAUUGACAUGGAAUCAUUGCGUCCACAAAGCUGAUCUGUCCACCUAUACAUGAGCUAUAUGUGUUUUUACUAUAAACCAGACAUGAUUUUAUUGUAUGGUUCGAUUUCGGUUGUGUUGUUAAGGUGAAAUCACUUUGUUAAGGAUAUUUGUGUAUCAGAUGUUCUGGGGAUGAUAUACAUGUUUUAACUCUUGAUUGUUAAAGAUACCUGUGUAUGUAUCAAAUGGAAACGGGACACAAUCUAUCAAUCAUUUUAUACCUAGUAUGGAACAAAUAUAACAUGUUAAAGAUGAUAUAGACCACAGUCUUUGGAAAUAAAUAAUAAAUUGAAACAGAGAAAUGAAAAAAAAUGUUUGAUGAUAUUUAAUCUAUGAGUAAAUAAAGUUUGAUGUGUAAAGAAGAGUUAAUAUAAUUAGCACACAGAAGGACUUAUUGGUAAAAAGCAUAUAGACAGGUGUGAAUGAUAUCUCUGUUUUAACGGGGAAAGUGCUGUGCAAGUGUUGACAACAUAUUCAUUGAUUAAAUGUGAUUAUGUGCAUGAUGAAUACAUUAGAUGUUCUUUGUUUUCACUGUAUAAAUGUAUAGCACACAUAUUCGUCCGUACAUUUUAACAAUAUUUUUAUACAUCUUGUAUAUAUAACUAGUGUAAAUGCCAUCAUGUAUUUUGUAAAAACUUGUUACUAAAGGUCGUAUCUGGUUUCAGAUAUUGCCAUCAUUGUAUCGGAGAAGCUAAAAGUCUUGUUUUUCACUUGAAAGUUUUUCCAAAUCAUACUAUUUUUGUAUGAUGAUUGAAUUGUAGCUACACGAUAAAUGAUGCUCAUUUUCCCCAUAUCACCAUCAUCUGUUAUCAUUAGUAAUUUAAGAAUGGUUUCCAUCAUAUUUGAAUAUACCUAUUUAAUUUAUGCAUGUAUUGAAUGCACUUGUGUAGUUAUAUAUAGAACUUAAAAUAAGGAAAUUUUAAUAAAUUCCAAACUCUGGUAGCAUACCUUGACUUUACAGCUGAUGUAUAUUUUAAUCAGAACUUUUUUCCCACAGGAAGUAAGUACUGAGUAAGCUUGCCAAAUACUCAGAUUUAAUAUAUUUUGUAACCAAUGAAAAACUGAAAUUUCAACUUUAAGCUUUUGAAAAAUUUAGAUAAGAUGAAAAUGAUACAAAGAUAUGGAAUUGGUAUGAUUCAGUGUCCGGUUUAAUUUUAUACAUUUCAUUGACAGUGUGUCGUGUUGAUGGGGUACAGUAUCUGUGAUGUUAUGUAUAGUCACAAUGUUGUAUGUACUAAAGGCUGGAGUAUACGCAAGACAACACUUACAUUAUUGUGCAUUUAAUAAAUUCAUAAAUAUUUCACAAAUGAUGUUAUUUUUAGAAAGACAAACAUUAGUGUUGUCCCAGAAAUCAGCCAUCAUUUUACAAUGUACAUAUAAAUCAUCAUGUUGACCUGGAGCAUUUUUGUAUAUGUACAGAAUCCUAUAAUAAAGUUACAUGAACAGGGA